Periconia digitata is the source of this 964-nucleotide messenger RNA. NCBI's taxonomy places the organism in Eukaryota, Fungi, Ascomycota, Dothideomycetes, Pleosporales, Periconiaceae. The record is from the annotation of a GenBank genome assembly.
AUGACUGACCGUUCCACCUACAUUGCUUGCGGGUACCGAGUCAUGUACGAUAGUAAUGAAUACGACAAGCCUUCUUGUGAAUCAAGUGUCGACCCUUCUGAUAUGAAAUGGCAGAAAACGAGCCUCCACCUCCCUAUUCAUCGCCUUUUCGGGGCCUUCGGCUCGCCAAUUCAGCGGCUAAGGAUGCCUGGAUAUCUUCCUCGUCAUUGUUCUCAUGGGCCAAAGUCUCUGUCUGUUGCAGUCCAGCUUGCGUUUCGGCUUGAGAAUGAGCUCUAGAACGAGUGUACGUUCGCUUGCGACGCGGCGGUGGUAUGAUUUGCUUUCUACCGUAAUGUCUCCUCUGAUGACGAAGAAGUUGAAUCCGUUUAGGAAACUUAUCAUGGCAUCCGUCAAUAUUACAACUCCACUUUUUAUGGUCUGUGUCGACAUGUCUUCUAGGCGAUGAGUCAGUCAUUACUGAGGGGAUUUCUGAUUCACAAGCUGACUUGUAUAUAUGCAAAGACACUCACCUGUAGUCUGUUUCUGUGCUAAACCUCAGGAAUCUGCACCGAUGUGCGUAGUUGCACCUCAAGCUCGAAUCAUCCUCCGCCUCCAAAGGAAUCGAGUGCGACUGUUCCAACGUGGCUUGUGGCUCUGGACCGGGCUGUGAGGGAAUCGACGAUAUUGUGGAACUAUCAGAACCGCGUAACAUAAGCGAAUUUGUUCCAAGUGUGCUAUAUCCGCUCUCAACAGGAUCUGAAGCUAGCCGGUGUCCACCUCUCGUUUCCAUAAGCGGCAGCUCACUUCUCGUGGAAUCAAGCGCUGAGCUACGUGCAGCGUUCGUCUGGUCGAUUCCAAGAUUUGACUUUUGCAUCUGUUGAGUCUGCCUAUGUAUACCGCUAUCAUCCAUCGACAUGAGGGGGUAGUAAGAGGCCUCGGAGUUCGGUAGAGCACUUGCUGAGGCACUAGAAAAGGUAUAUUCAUU